This is a messenger RNA of Salvelinus fontinalis (brook trout), 2871 nucleotides long. RefSeq names its product proteasome adapter and scaffold protein ECM29-like. NCBI's taxonomy places the organism in Eukaryota, Metazoa, Chordata, Actinopteri, Salmoniformes, Salmonidae. The transcript is spliced from 22 exons. Gene Ontology annotation, cellular component: nucleus; cytoplasm. Gene Ontology annotation, biological process: proteasome assembly. The coding region runs from base 226 to 2856 and encodes 876 amino acids. The record is from RefSeq and is a predicted model, not a curated record. Gene Ontology annotation, molecular function: molecular adaptor activity.
AUAGUGAAAGAGGAGUGGCAUCUAUCACCGUUGCGUCCGUUUGGUUCACUUAGGAACCAAACGGACACAAACGGUCCAAAAAGGGGAGGAACCUACCUGAAGUCGUCCAAUAAGAAACUAUACUUUUCGUUGCAAAAUAUUUACCGUUAAAACGUUUUGCUACGACAUGGAUUAAUGAAUACACCCCCAGGGUGAGAGCGAGAGAGAGAACACCGAUGACUUUCUAUGAACAUGGCCGCUCAAGAUGAACUCAAUCAACUGGAGAGAGUUUUCUUGCGUUUGGGCCACGCCGAGACAGAUGACCAACUCCAGGACAUCAUAUCCAAGUUCCUGCCCCCAGUCCUCCUCAAACUGUCCAGCGUGCAGGAGGGAGUCAGGAAGAAAGUGAUGGAGCUACUGGUCCACCUGAACAAGAGGAUUAAGAGCAGACCUUUGAUCCAGCUACCAGUAGAGACUCUCCUGGUUCAGUACCAGGACCCUGCUGCAGCAUCCUUUGUUACGAAUUUCACCAUCAUUUACAUCAAGAUGGGUUACCCUCGACUGGAGGUGGGGAAACAGUGUGAGCUGGCACCAACCCUGCUGACUGCUAUGGAGGGCAAGCCUGAGCCCCAACAGGAUAGCUUGAUGCACCUGCUGAUCCCAUCCUUGUAUCACAUGAAGUACCCAAAGGACUCCUCCAACACUUCCAAGAUGGCCUCUCCUUUCAUCCUGAUGGAGAAACCCAAGACGGUUCAGUUACUGCUGGAGUUCAUGCUGGACGUACUGCUGAUGCCCUACGGGUUUGUCCUGAACGAGCCUCCCACUCGUCCAGCUCCCUCGUCCCCUCAGGGUAGCGCUGGGGCAGCGGCGGCCGUACAGGGCCUCCCCCAGCCUCCUCCAGGGAUGAGCGUCUACGCUGCCAAGAGGGUCAUCGGAGAGGCCCAGUGGAGCCCAGAGCAGCUGGAACAGUGUAAGCUAGGCAUAGUGAAGUUCAUCGAGGCAGAACAGGUACCGGAGGUGGAGACGGUGAUACACCUGGUGGUCGCCUCUAGCGACACGAGACACGGCGUUGCCACGGCCGCAGACCUGGAGCUCAAGAGCAAGCAGAGUAUUAUCGACUGGAACAACCCCCUGAUCAUCAAUAAGAUGUACAAGGUCUACCUGGGAGACAUCCCCCUCAAAACUAAGGGGGCCAGUCUGAAGAGGGAGCUGAAACAUGAGCCAGUCAGCACCAGAGUCAAGAUGAAGAUCCUACCACAUCUCCUACGCUCACGCCUCGCCGCUGAGUGCUUCCCCGCUAACAUACAGGUGGUGUACGACGGUCUGUUUGGAGCCAACACCAACAACAAGCUGCUCUCUCUCACACUUCAGUUUGUUCACCACAUCUGUCAGGUAUGCCCUGACACCAACAAGCCACUGGGUCUGAUGCUGCUGAAUGGCCUCACCAAGCUCAUCAAUGAGUACAAGGAGGAUCCUAAGUUGCUGUGUAUGGCCUACUCUGCUGUGGGGAAACUCGCCAGCCGAAUGCCCCAACUCUUCACCAAAGAUAUUGCUCUGGUCCAGCAGUUCUUUGAGGCCAUGUGCAAGGAGGAGCCUGACGUCCGUCUAGCCAUCCAGGAGGCUCUGUCUAUGAUGGUGGGAGCCUACGCUAACCUACAGGGGGCGCUACUGAAUCUGAUGGAAGCUCUGGUGGCAGCUUACAUGGGCAAGCCUGAGGUGCAGGUGCGUCAGGUGGCAAUGAAGUACGCCAGCACGGUAUUCGCUCCUGAUCACGUGCCCUCCAGAUACUUGCUCCUAUUGGCUGCCGGGGACCCGAGAGAAGAGGUGUGCAGCGAGGCCCAGCGUGUCCUGAGGGCUCUGCCUGCUAAGAACUCGGAGAAAGAGGGCCGUAAACCCAUGCCCUCCUUCCCUGACAUGGUGGCCUACAUCCAGGAGAAGGCUGCUCAGAGAAUGAAGACACCAGCUAAGUACAUCGUGGGGACGUACACUCUACCCUUCAACCCUUCUGCGUUUGGCGAGAUCGUGCUGUACCUGCGGAUGUGUCUGGCCCACAGUGCCGGGGCCACGCCCGUCUCUAAGAGCCUGGCGGACAUGCAGGACGACGCGCCUGCCAUCGGACGCUACAUCAACACCCUGCUCUCCAACGACCCCCUGACCUCCCCGUCCUCCACCGGAACCAAGGGGGCGGAGGUCAACCCUGUACAGGUCUACAUGGAGCUACUGCAGCAGCUGCUGUCUGCUGUAGGAGGAGUCCCUGUGAUGUACUGUCUUCUGGAGGUGGUGUCUGUCUGUCCUCACAACCUGGCCCCCAAGUUUAUCCACAAGAUCGACUGGAUCAAGAGUCUAAUGAACACCAACAAGGAGGACCUACGGGAGCUAGCAGCUCAGCUCUACGCUGUGGUGGUGUCCACCAUGUCAGGAAACGAGCUGAAGACUGCCGUUCAGACGCUCAUCAAGAUCACUAAAGAUACGCACAGCCCUGAGACCCAGCACGGAGCCAUCAUGGCGCUGGGCUACAUGGUGGCCAGGUACAUGAGCAAGAGGAAGUCCUUCGCUAACGGAGACUCCGCCCUCAACCGGGAACAGAGGAUGAACGACACGCCCAAGGAGGAUGAGGAGCUGGUCGCUAUAGCAACCAAAGCCAUCGGCUCUUUCCUAGACAGUGGUUCCCCCCUGCUGGCGGUCGCUGCCUGUACGGCCCUGGGGGAGAUCGGGAGGAACGGGACUCUGCUCAUCCCUUCAGAAGGAGAGGGAUUCACCAAACUAGCCAUGGUGGAGAACAUGCUGGCUCGCAUCCCCUCUGGGAAAGAGACCCUCAAGGUAACCAUGGAUACAGCAGCGUUUCGAAGUACGGGUGGUUGUGAUGCUAUACUGUGAUAAUUCCGCUCUGGG